Messenger RNA from Henningerozyma blattae CBS 6284, 1155 nucleotides. Its product is annotated as RNA methyltransferase. The record is from RefSeq and is a predicted model, not a curated record. The coding region runs from base 1 to 1155 and encodes 384 amino acids. The transcript has a single exon. NCBI's taxonomy places the organism in Eukaryota, Fungi, Ascomycota, Saccharomycetes, Saccharomycetales, Saccharomycetaceae.
AUGGCAUCUAAAAAUACUAGAAAGGGUGAGAAACCCUCUGACAGUAAAACUGGUAAAACUGAAACAACUCAGAAAAAGAAACAAGCUAAAACGAAUGCUAAAAUUAAUAAGAAGCAAAGAGAAAAACCAAUUUCUAAAAAGAAAACUCUUAAAGUGAAGAGCAAGACAUUGAACUAUUCAUUAUGUAUUCCCAACAAUAUCAUUGAUCAAUGUACAAAUUUGGAACAAAUUACUCAUAUAAUGUAUCAAAUAGCGAAGAGUGCUACAAUGUUUAAUGUGGGAGAAAUUGUUAUAUUAGAAACUUCUAGUAAAACAGAUAAUAAUAAAUCCAAAAAGAAAGAUGGUAAGCUGAGUAAUAGUAUGCUUAUGGCUUCACUUUUACAAUAUUUCGUUACACCACCUUAUUUAUUGAAAUCGGUAUUUAAAAAGGAAUACUGGAAAUAUUUUACUGUUGCUUCUAAAUUGCCAAGAUUAAGCGUUUUACCUUUUAUGAGAUAUUUGAAAGAAGACGAAGGGCGUUAUAGAGAAGGGUUAGCUAUAAGAAUGGAAAAACCAAAUGCAAAGAGUAAUAAGGAAUUCAAACAAACCAAAUAUAUCAAUAUUGGGAAAUCAGAUGCCCUAGAACUAAAAAGUCAAUUGGUGCCUAUCAAUGUCCGUGUCACUGUUGAUACUGUAGAAAGGAAAGUUGUUUCACCUGAUGAGGCAUAUGGAGAUUUUGUAGGUGCAAAGGCAUCUUAUGGGUACCAUGUCCGAGUUGCAAAACAAUUCGCAGAUGUAUUUACAGAAUGCGCCUUCCCUGGAGGUUAUUCACAAGCCGUGUGGGUUAAUUCUGGUGACUACUACUAUGAUGGAAGUUUAAAGAAAUAUUUAAAGACAGAAACACAAGUACCAUAUUUGGAAGGAAUUCUUUCUGGUUCUACUUCUUCUGAAUCUGAAACCCAAGACGACAUCGCUGCAUUACUUCUGGUAUUAGGUAAAUGGGAUACAUUAAAAGCCAGUUUCAACGCUAGCCGCGACCAAUUUGAAGGUUGCUCUGGGGUUCAUGAAUUUUUUGACGGUCAAUUAGAAUUACCAGGUUCAGUACCACAAGGCCAAGUCCCAGUACAUGAUGGAUGUAUGAUGGCUCUGACCUUAGUAGGAACUCUUCGUAGAUAG